Molecule: messenger RNA, 2704 nt
Organism: Gasterosteus aculeatus aculeatus (three-spined stickleback)
Lineage: Eukaryota; Metazoa; Chordata; Actinopteri; Perciformes; Gasterosteidae
Gene: pick1
Product: protein interacting with prkca 1
Biological process (GO): intracellular protein transport; regulation of Arp2/3 complex-mediated actin nucleation; positive regulation of receptor internalization
Cellular component (GO): postsynaptic density; neuron projection; synaptic vesicle
Molecular function (GO): protein domain specific binding; phospholipid binding; protein kinase C binding
Source: RefSeq, a predicted model, not a curated record
CUUCCGCAAUGCUUCCGGAAGUGACAGAAGAAAGUAAAUAGAGGAACUACAACUGGAUCCAGAAAUUAAGAUAAUCGCCACUAAAGGGAGCGAUUUAAAAAAGACUUUGUGCUUUGUUUGCAUAAUAAAGGAAAUAUUCAUGCCAAACUAGUUCAGAGUCAAAUAAAGGUCCAGCGAUGUUCACAGACAUGGAUUAUGAAUUGGAGGAGGACAAACUGGGGAUACCAACAGUACCAGGCACGGUGUGUUUGAAGAAAGAUGCUAAUAACCUGAUUGGGAUCAGCAUCGGGGGGGGAGCCCAGUACUGCCCUUGUCUCUACAUUGUCCAGGUCUUUGAUAACACCCCGGCAGCUCUGGACGGGACACUGGCAGCAGGGGAUGAAAUCACAGGCGUGAAUGGGAAACCAGUGAAGGGAAAGACCAAAGUGGAGGUGGCCAAGAUGAUUCAAGCUGUACAGGGAGAAGCAGUAAUCCACUACAACAAACUGCAGGCGGACCCCAAACAGGGGAAGUCACUGGAUAUAGUGUUAAAAAAAGUCAAACAUCGGCUGGUAGAGAAUAUGAGCUCCGGCACAGCAGAUGCUCUCGGACUCAGCAGAGCUAUUCUAUGCAACGAUGGACUGGUCAAAAGACUGGAGGAGCUGGAGAAAACAGCAGAGCUCUAUAAAGGCCUGAUGGAGCACACAAAGAGACUGCUCAGAGCUUUCUUUGAGCUUUCUCAAACUCACAGAGGGUUCGGCGAUGUCUUCUCUGUCAUCGGGGUGCGAGAGCCGCAGGCUGCGGCCAGCGAGGCUUUCGUGAAGUUCGCCGAUGCUCACCGCAGCAUCGAGAAAUACGGUAUUCAGCUGCUGAAGACCAUCAAACCUAUGCUCCACGACCUGAACACGUACCUGCACAAGGCCAUACCCGACACGAAGCUCACCAUCCGCAAGUACCUGGAUGUGAAGUUUGAAUAUCUGUCGUAUUGCCUGAAGGUGAAGGAGAUGGAUGAUGAAGAAUACAGCAGUAUUGCCAUGGGGGAGCCUCUGUACCGAGUCAGCACCGGCAACUAUGAAUACCGCCUAGUGCUGCGGUGUCGGCAGGAGGCCCGCGCCCGCUUUGCCAAGAUGAGGAAGGACGUUUUGGAGAAAAUAGAGCUGCUGGACCAGAAACACGUCCAGGACAUUGUGUUCCAGCUGCAGCGCUUCGUCUCAGGCAUGUCCCAUUACUAUGACGAGUGCUACGCCGUCCUCAAGGAGGCGGAUGUCUUCCCCAUUGAAGUGGACCUCUCCCGCACCACCAUCAACUACGGCAGCCAGUCCAUGUCCUACGCCGGAGAUGAGGAGGACGAGGAGGAGGAGGAGGAGGAGGAGGGAGGAGCUGGAGAGGAAGGAGGGGGCAGUACAGAGAGACAAGCAGAGAAUGGAGCUGAGAAACUCAUCGAUGAUGAAUGACAGUUUGUGCGCGUGUUUGUGUGUGUUUGUGCGUGACAACUGUUCUUCACUUGCAUUUAAUGGCAAUGCACUCACUGAGCAGCAGUCUUUGCGGUGGAGUAAAUGGCUGCAAUGAUGCUGUAUGUUCUUCUUUUGGUCGUCAAUCCUUCGCGGGAUUCUCUCAAAUCAACAGCUAUGCUUUGCAUUUAUUGUCCCACUUUUGACUGUAAAACUUUGUCUUUAAAAUAUCAAAUACUGCUUUUUAAUGUCUCCUCCACAGUCGAGGGCUUUGCUUAAUGACUGUGAGAGAGACACAACUAACAGAUGGCAAUUGUGUUUGGAUCAGAACGCUCUGGAGAGGCUUUAAUGCGGCAGAAUAGGUUUAUGAGAUCAUGACAUUCUGAGAUUAUGAGGUGUGCCUUCUUAGCUCCCAGUGAAGCCUGACAGGCCUGGGAUGCAUGUCAUUGUGGAUUCUUAACGUUAUAUCUUGAUAGUAGCUUUGUUUUUCUUUCCUACAAAAAUAUUUUGAACAGGGAUUUAUUUAGCUAUCUUAAAUGUUAUGUUGUGGUUAAACGUGAAACUUUCUCCUCAGCUUUAACACAUGGUAAUUGACACUACUGGAUACAUCUGAAGGUCAUGUUUAAGAUAAUAUCUGAAGAAGUUUGUAAUAUGAAACUGUUACACUCCUUUAUCUUCCUAUCAUAUUUUAGUAUCUUCACAAGUGAGAGCCUGCUACUUUCCACAGUGUUUAACUCUGAAAAGCUUCACAACCAAAGUCUAGUUUUAUUUUGUUAUUCAAUCUCUUUCACCUCUUGCAAAACUGCCUGUUCAAAGGUCAAAUUAGCUUUUUCUUGUAACACAGCUGAAACUCUUAUCGUCGACAGCAUGUCUUCUUUUCAUUCCAUUGAUGACUUUGGUAGUGUUUCUGCUUUUAAAGAGAAAGGUGGUGGACACGCAAAAGCCUCGCAGAGCGUCAUAGUCGAUGAAGCAACACAAACGUUAAUGUAAAUAACUAUGUACAAAGGGAAAGGGUGUAACAACUGUCAUUUUCAUUUUUAUUUCCACUUAAUUUAUAAAGUUAUAAUUUAUAUAAAAUAUAUGUAAAAGGUUAUAAUUGGAAAAUGUGAUUCUAUUUAUAGUCUGUCACUCCUUGUUGCCUUCAGGAGGAUAAGAUGACUUUGCGUUUUGAUGAUUUACUAUUGGGAACACUAGGGGGAAGCAUCGCAUCCGAUAACACUAUCCUGCAGUCAACCACAACUACACUAUGUGUCAAAAUAAAUUUGAAAAAAAGA